AUGCGUCUUCUUGGGUGCAUUCUGGCUGUGGUUUAUUCCUCCGCUUGGUUCUCUCCUCUUAUUUGGUUCUCCUCCUUAGCGCACGCCCAACUCGGUACUCAGUACGUCGAUCCUGAUAAUGGGAUAACGUUCUACGGCUUGACGGACCCGGUACAUGAGUUCAUUGGCGAGAUUGUCGCGCCCAUCGCUACGGAGUGGUCGGGGGUGAGUCCUGUGGGCGCGAUGAUCCGGAAUAUAUUGCUCGUAGCUUGGGCGAACGGGGAUGAGGUGGUGAGUAGUGCGAGGUGGGCUACGGAUUAUAUACAGCCGCUUGUGAGGCUAUGGUUCGGACCGAUCCUGACGGAUUUACCGAGUACAAAGGUGAAUUCGACGCAUUGGAAGUGGGUGUAUCGGUGUGAGAAUUGUACUAAGUCAGUUGGGUUUUCCUGGGAUGGUGGAGGAUUGGAUUCGUCGUCGUUUGGAGCUCCUGCAUGGGUGUUUAGCGACGUUCCCGUGGAUGACCCCUCGGAUUCGCAGAGUACUUUCGAGGAGCACACCGACUUUGGGUUUUACGGUCUGGAUUUCUCGGCUGCCCAUGCGUCGGCAUCUGAUUAUGCGAAUUGGGCUGCUGGGGGUACUGGGACUGGAACGCCUACGUCGUCGUCGACGACAACGACUACGACAACGACUACUUCUGCGACGGCUACUGUUACUGCGACGCCAUACGAUUAUAUUAUCGUUGGUGCCGGACCUGGGGGUAUCAUCGCUGCUGAUCGGUUGUCCGAGGCAGGUAAGAAUGUGCUGUUGCUAGACAGGGGAGGUCCAAGUACGUGGGAGACGGGAGGGCGGUAUUCACCUGAUUGGGCUGAUGGACAACAGCUGACGAAAUUUGACGUACCUGGGUUGUUUGAGACGUUGUUUACGGAUAGUAACCCGUUUUGGUGGUGUAAAGAUGUGAAUACGUUUGCUGGUUGUCUCGUUGGAGGCGGGACGUCUGUCAACGGGGGACUGUACUGGUACCCUGCCGACUCUGAUUUUUCCACGACACAAGGCUGGCCGUCAUCGUGGGGAAACCACACGCCGUACACGGCGAAACUGAAGCAGCGACUCCCUAGCACGGAUCACCCGUCGAUGGACGGGCAGCGCUACCUGGAGCAGACGAUGAAUGUGACGGCGUCGUUGCUAGGGUAUCAGGGAUAUAGACAGGUAACGAUUAAUGAUGAUCCUAAUAGCAAGGACCACAUAUAUGGGUAUAGCGCGUUUUCCUUCAUCGACGGCCAACGUGGAGGCCCCGUCGCGACGUACCUCCGCACUGCCAAGGCACGGUCGAAUUUUACGUUCAAGCAAUGGGUGUACGUGCUCAAUGUGGUGAGGAACGGCGGGCAGAUUACGGGUGUUGCGACGAACGAUACGUCGUUGGGUCCUGAUGGGGUGGUGCCGCUGACGGCGAACGGGAGGGUUAUCCUCGCUGCGGGGUCGUUUGGGAGUUCGAGGGUGCUGUUUAGGAGCGGGAUCGGGCCGGGGGAUAUGAUUGGGGUUGUACAGAAUGCGGGGCAGGACUGGAUUGAGUUGCCGGUGGGAUAUAAUGUAUCGGAUAAUCCGUCGAUUAAUUUGGUAUUUACGCAUCCGUCGGUGGAUGCGUAUGAUAAUUGGGCGACUGUUUGGAGUGACCCGCGUGUGGCCGAUGCAGAUCAGUAUUUGGCUAGUCGGGCUGGGGUAUUGGCCCAGGCUUCGCCAAGAGUAAACUUUUGGCGAGCCCUUUCAGGGAGCGAUGGAAAGACUCGUUGGGGAACUGUCAGGCCUGGAGCUGCUUCGGUAGAUACCGUGUAUCCAUACAAUGCAAGUCAGAUCUUUACGAUUACGGCGUACUUAUCGACGGGCCUGACGUCCCGAGGACGAAUUGGGAUCGAUGCCGCGCUUACGGCCCGGGCUUUGGUGAACCCAUGGUUUGUGGAUGAGAUUGACAGGGAGGCGCUUCUUCAGGGUCUGAACGAGAUCGUGUCGAGUAUGCCGCUAGUUAGUGGGAUGAAGAUGAUCACGCCGGAUAAUACGACGACUAUGGAAAAUUACGGUGCGUUGUAUUUGGGAUCGCUCGGGUCGAACCAUUGGGUUGGAGCGAAUUCUAUAGGAGCUGUAGUGGAUGAGAAUACGAAAGUGUUUGGAACUAAUAACCUUUUUAUUGUUGAUGUUCCGGCAUUACCGAUGGGGAAUCCACAAGGAAUGGUAAUGUCAAUGGCUGAGCAAGCAGUGUCGAGGAUACUAGGGCUCGCAGGGGGGCCGUAA
Desarmillaria tabescens is the source of this 2262-nucleotide messenger RNA. Its product is annotated as cellobiose dehydrogenase. Gene Ontology annotation, molecular function: flavin adenine dinucleotide binding; oxidoreductase activity, acting on CH-OH group of donors. The coding region runs from base 1 to 2262 and encodes 753 amino acids. Lineage: Eukaryota; Fungi; Basidiomycota; Agaricomycetes; Agaricales; Physalacriaceae. The transcript has 23 exons. The record is from RefSeq and is a predicted model, not a curated record.